AUGCAGCCAGGAGACAAGGGACCAGAUCCCGAACCGUUGUCUAAAAGUGACAAACGUCACCUCAGCAAGUACGGAAAGCUGCCGCCUGAAGGCUUACUCGCCCAACAAUCCAAGGAACGGACCUACUUUGACUCCGGCGAUUUCGCUCUUUCCGCCGCUGAUCGCAUGACAGACAACGGCGCUAUUAAAACAGGCAUAGCGCAUCCCCAUCGGGAGAGCAUUUCGCAUCCCUAUGCCCCUAUCCCAGCCGCUAGUAAUGUUGACAAGGAUGCCACUGAAGAUUUGUAUAGGAAGAGUGCGGGUCCCGAAAAGAGUCCUCUCCUUCAGAAAGAAAAUAUUGAUGAUGAAGAACCCACAAAUGAGGCAGGGCAGGAGAAUCCUAUCUCUCACGAAGGUUGA
Messenger RNA from Penicillium arizonense, 399 nucleotides. RefSeq lists its product as uncharacterized. Bases 1 to 399 code for a protein of 132 amino acids. The transcript is spliced from 3 exons. The record is from RefSeq and is a predicted model, not a curated record. NCBI's taxonomy places the organism in Eukaryota, Fungi, Ascomycota, Eurotiomycetes, Eurotiales, Aspergillaceae.